Messenger RNA from Amblyraja radiata (thorny skate), 2053 nucleotides. It is a transcript of the gene klhl32, whose product is annotated as kelch-like family member 32. Bases 1 to 1830 code for a protein of 609 amino acids. The record is from RefSeq and is a predicted model, not a curated record. The transcript is spliced from 9 exons. NCBI's taxonomy places the organism in Eukaryota, Metazoa, Chordata, Chondrichthyes, Rajiformes, Rajidae. Gene Ontology annotation, molecular function: protein binding.
AUGCUAACGGGUCACAGGCUUUGCCAAUCAAAGUCUCACAAGGAUGCUGUCCUGGCAGCUCUGAAUCAGCAGAGGAUUGAUGGGAUACUCUGUGAUGUCAUUCUGGUUGCUGAGGAUCAAAAAUUCCAUGCCCACAAGGCAGUGCUGGCAGCGUGCAGUGAUUAUUUCAGGGCCAUGUUUAGUCUCUGUAUGGUGGAAAGUGUUGCUGAAGAAGUGAACCUACAUGGGGUAACCGGCCUGGGCUUGAAACAAGCGCUGGAGUUUGCAUAUACAGGACAGAUCUUACUGGAACCGAGUAUAAUCCAAGACGUGCUUGCUGCAGGAAGUCACCUUCAAUUACUGGAGCUCCUGAAACUCUGUUCUCACUACCUAAUCCAGGAGCUGAAUAGUUUCAAUUAUUUGGACUUGUAUAAACUUGCUGACCUAUUUAACCUUACACUGCUGGAAGAAGCAGUGGUGAACUUCCUGGUCAAACACCUUUCUGAACUACUGAAGAACCAUGCAGAAAAGGUCAUGACUCUUCCCUACAGGCUGCUUCGAGAGGUUUUAAAGAGUGACCGUCUGACUUCGCUGAGUGAGGAGCAGAUAUGGAAGCUGGCAGUGAGGUGGUUGGAACAUGGUUGUCGUUAUCAGUACAUGGAUGAACUCUUAGAGUACAUACGGUUCGGUCUAAUGGAUGUGAAUACACUUCACGCUGUGGCCCUGUCUCACCCUCUAGUACAGGCCAGUGAAAGAGCCACAGCAUUCGUUACUGAGUCGUUGGAGUACCACCAGAGUAUCUAUGCACAGCCCAUAUGGCAAACCAUCAGGACACGGCCUCGUUUCCAGUCAAAAACACUUUAUAUUGUAGGCGGUAAGAAACGUGAGAUUUGCAAAGUGAGAGACCUGCGGUAUUUUAACCCAGUGAACCAGGAGAACGUUCACAUCGCCGGUAUUUCAAACUGGAGUGAGCUAUCUCCGAUGCCCAUCGGGAGAAGUCAUCAUUGCGUGACGGUCAUGGGAGACUUCCUUUUUGUGGCAGGUGGGGAGGUGGAACACGCGACGGGCCGCACUUGUGCAGUCAGGACUGCAUGCCGCUAUGACCCUCGCAGCAACACCUGGACAGAGAUAGCUCCCAUGAAAAACUGCCGAGAGCAUUUUGUACUUGGUACCUUGGAUGAAUACUUGUAUGCAGUGGGUGGAAGGAAUGAGCUGCGGCAGGUUUUGCCCACUGUGGAGAGGUACUGCACAAAGAAGAACAAGUGGACUUUCGUACAGUCAUUUGAUAGAUCGCUGUCUUGUCAUGCAGGAUGUACGGCUGAUGGGCUGCUUUGGAUAUCAGGUGGAGUGACGAACACGGCUCAAUACCAGAACAGGCUUAUGGUGUACGAUCCAAGUCAGAAUAAAUGGAUUAGCCACAGUCCCAUGUUACAGAGGCGAGUCUAUCAUGUAAUGGCAGCUGUCAAUAGAAAGCUCUAUGUACUUGGUGGAAAUGACUUGGACUAUAAUAAUGAUCGGAUUUUGGUUCGAGAAAUUGACUGCUACAACAUAGACACCGACCAGUGGGUACGCUGCCAAUUCAACUUACUCACAGGUCAAAAUGAAUCUGGUGUCGCAGUGCACAAUGAAAGAAUAUACCUAGUUGGCGGGUAUUCAAUAUGGACCAAUGAGCCACUAGCUUGUAUCCAGGUACUGGAUGUCAGUACGGAAGGUAAAGAAGAGGUGUUUUAUGGGCCAACGCUACCAUUUGCAUCCAAUGGAAUAGCAGGAUGUUUUCUUCCAGCCCCGUAUUUUACAUGCCCUAAUCUUCAGACGCUGCAAGUGCCUCAUCACAGGAUUGGUGCUGUGUGAGAAGAGGGUUUAAGCUUUCAAACCACAUGCACUAUUGAAUGGAUAUGGCUGUAUGUGGCAUCAACACUGAUUCAAAUAUCUUUGCACAGGGCAAACCCUAUAUUUGCUUGCUAUGCACUUCAAUCAAGACCACAAACAGAUAAUCUGCCUUUUCAUGAAUGCAUGCUAUCAUAACUGAAAUUCUCUGCGGGAGUUGCCAUUUUAUAUAGAAAGCACUACUGCU